Molecule: messenger RNA, 2634 nt
Organism: Cinclus cinclus
Lineage: Eukaryota; Metazoa; Chordata; Aves; Passeriformes; Cinclidae
Gene: CYTH1
Product: cytohesin 1
Biological process (GO): regulation of ARF protein signal transduction
Molecular function (GO): guanyl-nucleotide exchange factor activity
Source: RefSeq, a predicted model, not a curated record
GCCGAGUGUCCUGGCAGGCCCCGAGGAAGGAAGGGCUGGGCCAGCCCCGGGCCGGCCCGGCUGGGAGCGCAUUACACGGCGUCUGCCGGCCCCGAGCCAAGGCGGGCGAGCAGGCCCGGCUGCCCCAUUUCCCAGCCAGCCGGGAGCACAGGAGUUAAAGUGCCGGCGGCUCAUGGCGGCAGGAACAGGGUGUUGCUGAUGCCGGCUCUGGCGAGGCCGGGAUGACGCCCAGGAGGCCCCGGAGCUCAUUGGCACAGGCCCUGAGUCACCGCGGCAGCAGCGGGGCCGCGGGUGUCCGCACCCGGCACGGCCGCGCCUCUGCUGAGCCGGCAGCUCGGGCACGGCCGGCGGGGCCGGGACAAGGCCCUGGCACCACCAUGGUGCUCAGGGCACAGGGCAGCGUGCCCAGUGACCUGACCCCAGAGGAGUGCCAGGAGCUGGAGAACAUCCGGCGCCGGAAGCAGGAGCUACUGGCUGACAUACAGCGCCUGAAGGAUGAGAUAGCAGAAGUGACGAAUGAGAUCGAGAACCUUGGCUCCACGGAGGAGAAGAAAAACAUGCAGAGGAACAAGCAGGUGGCCAUGGGCAGGAAGAAGUUCAACAUGGAUCCCAAGAAGGGCAUCCAGUUCCUGAUUGAGAAUGACCUGCUGAAGAACACAUGCGAGGACAUUGCUCAGUUCCUGUACAAGGGAGAGGGCCUCAACAAGACAGCCAUCGGCGACUACCUGGGCGAGAGGGAUGAGUUCAACAUCCAAGUCCUACAUGCCUUUGUGGAGCUGCAUGAAUUCACCGACCUCAACCUUGUGCAGGCCCUGCGGCAGUUCCUGUGGAGCUUCCGACUGCCAGGGGAGGCACAGAAGAUUGACCGGAUGAUGGAGGCCUUUGCCCAGCGGUACUGCCAGUGCAACCCUGGGGUCUUCCAGUCCACAGACACCUGCUACGUGCUGUCCUUUGCCAUCAUCAUGCUGAACACGAGCCUGCACAAUCCCAACGUGAAGGACAAGCCCACGGCAGAGCGAUUCAUCGCCAUGAACCGCGGCAUCAAUGACGGGGGGGACCUGCCUGAGGAGCUGCUCCAGAAUCUGUACGAGAGCAUCAAGAAUGAGCCCUUCAAAAUCCCUGAGGAUGAUGGCAAUGACCUCACCCACACCUUCUUCAACCCUGACCGGGAGGGCUGGCUCCUGAAGCUUGGAGGCAGGGUGAAGACGUGGAAGCGGCGCUGGUUCAUCCUGACCGACAACUGCCUUUACUACUUCGAGUACACAACGGAUAAGGAGCCCCGUGGCAUCAUCCCCCUGGAGAACCUGAGCAUCCGUGAGGUGGAGGAUUCAAAGAAGCCCAACUGCUUUGAGCUCUACAUCCCUGACAACAAGGACCAAGUGAUCAAGGCCUGCAAGACAGAGGCGGAUGGGCGUGUGGUGGAGGGGAACCACACCGUGUAUCGCAUCUCUGCCCCCACGCCUGAGGAGAAGGAGGAGUGGAUCAAGUGCAUCAAGGCAGCCAUCAGCCGGGACCCCUUCUACGAGAUGCUGGCUGCCAGGAAGAAGAAGGUCUCCUCCACCAAGAGGCACUAGCAUCCAGACUGGCCCUGCGAGGCCCUGUAGCAGCCCAAGUGUCCCUCCGUCAUGGGGGCAUGUGGGGCAGGGGCCAUGCUGCAGGCUGGCCUUUGAGGCCCAGGGCCCAGCUUCAGCUUAGCCAUUUCUUUACUGUGGGGGGAGGGAAGGGACACGGGCAUCUCGGUGACUCUGGACCCCCAUCACUGCCUCAUCGCUGGACAGCAUCUUCACAGGCUCAAGCUGGAACACAGCACCCCUGGGAGCCCUGGCCUCAGCACCACGGGCACCCUCCCUGCCCCUGACCCCCAGGAAUUCUGCGGCCACUUGGCACUGGGUCCCCCAGCUCUCGUGUUCAGACACUCCUGGGGUGUUCGUUCAGGAGGGGGAGCAGCUGUGGGUGAGCAGCAGUGGUUUUGGGGUAUCACAGGUGCUGGGGUGCAGGGUGUCAGCCCCAGGGGGGCCCUGCAGAGAUACAGCUCCUGGCCCUCGUUGUAGCGGGCCUGGGUCUGUCCUGGUGUCCCCACGCUGGUGCCUUGGACCCUUCCAGCCCCACCCUGCCCUGGAAUGGUCCCCACAGACAGAAGGGAUGAAGGGCAGGGACUCCUGAGGAGCAGUGGUGCCACACGGCACAGAUGUGCCCCCACCCAGCGGUGGGAGUUGUGGCUUGGAUGUGGCAGCCCUGGGUGCCACUGCCCCAGCAUGUCCCUGUGUCAUGGCCCUGGUGCCAGGGUGGUGUGGUGCCAUGGUGGGACAUGCUCAGAGUGGAGCCUGCCCUCAGGGUGGCUGCCGGUGGGGAUCUCUGCCUCACAAUUGCCUGUGUCUUGUCCUGUCCCCAUCCCCACGCACAGUCUGGAGGCGCCUGGAUCAGUAUUAGUCUAUUUAUCAGAGGUGUAAAUAAUCCUGUAUAGUUUUCUCCUUGUAGAUUAUUUUGUAUGUGGAUGGUUCAGUGCAGAGGCCUCACAGGAGUGGGGUGGGGGGGCAGGAUUUUUUUAUUCUAACUUUUUUUUUUUUUUAAUUUGCCAUGGCCCUGUAAACUAGUGCUGAAGAUCAGCAACAAAUAAAUACUUGCACCAUGCUU